This is a messenger RNA of Aplosporella prunicola CBS 121167, 598 nucleotides long. RefSeq lists its product as uncharacterized. The record is from RefSeq and is a predicted model, not a curated record. Gene Ontology annotation, biological process: DNA-templated transcription. The coding region runs from base 1 to 414 and encodes 137 amino acids. NCBI's taxonomy places the organism in Eukaryota, Fungi, Ascomycota, Dothideomycetes, Botryosphaeriales, Aplosporellaceae. Gene Ontology annotation, cellular component: RNA polymerase I complex; RNA polymerase III complex. Gene Ontology annotation, molecular function: protein dimerization activity; DNA binding; DNA-directed RNA polymerase activity. The transcript is spliced from 4 exons.
AUGCCUUCGCAAAUCCAGGACGAAGAGAUGCAGGACGCCCCCGUCAACGGCCACACCGAGGGAAACGACAUCCAGGCCGACGCCGACGAGUUUGGCUGGGACAGCGAGAAGCAGCGCAUCCGCGUUCUGCCCGGCUCGGAAAACACGGCCGCCUCUUUCGAGUUUGAGAACGAAGACCACACGCUCGGCAACGCGCUGCGCUACGUGAUCAUGAAGAACCCGGCCGUUGAGUUCUGCGGUUACUCUAUCCCCCACCCUUCGGAAGCUAGGAUGAACCUCCGCAUCCAGACAUACGAUGAUGUCAGCGUCUAUGAUGUGUUGGAAAAGGGCUUGGAAGACCUCGCCGAUCUGUGUGACGUUGUGAUCGACAAGUUCACGGUUGCGCGCGAUGACUUCAACGCCCAGUCGGCAUAGAGGGGCUGUUUGGGCUCAAAAAGAAGGGAAUUGGCAUUAGCAGGCGUUCAUGGAGCAUUAGGUCAAGUGCAUGUUGCUACGGCGCUGCAAGGAAAAGAGAAAACUUUGGUAUUGCAUAUGUACAGGGCGUCGGAAAAAGCAGGCUUAGUUGCGACCCUGUUAUAGAAAUCUGCGUUAGCAUCCU